GCGUCCCCAGCCCUAACGUUAACCUCUUCCGUGGUUUUCUGCUUCUUUCGGCAGACUACAAAACAAGCAAAGAUUUGCAUUUUAUCCUAAGAAUAUGUCAAAUAUAUCGACGGUACUUUGAAAUGAGGGCAAAUCCUCUAACCUCAGCGACCGCUUUGCCUUCAAAUCUGUCAUGGUCCGCCUCUUAACAGGAUUACUUUUAUCGCUUGAAGAGCUAUCCUGCUUUGAAUCAACUGCACUCAGAUCACCGCAGGAUUUUGGGAGGCUCUCAACUGGACUUUUGAAAUGUCGUUAACACAACAUUCCUCAUCUUCCCCACCAUCUACAUGUCAAAAUGAUGUCGACUGUGCAUUUGGAUCGGAACCAGACUCUUAUCAGACUAUGUCUGUGCUUGGACAAUGUUGUGGAGACGUAGGACAAGUUUACUUGGCUAUUUACAAGCCAUUAGACACCCCUAUAGCUCUCAAGAAAUUUAACAUGGAUAAGGCGAAGGAUGAAUUGGAAAACAUUCAGAAUGAAAUAAUUUUAACUCGCCAGUUACGCCAUCCAAAUGUUGUUGUGAUAAAUGCUGCUUUUGUAAUGGAGUCACAUGUCUGUGUGGUAUCCCCCUUGAUGGCAUUUGGGUCUUGUCGAGAUUUAUUGAACAGACAUUUUUCGGAUGGUCUACCUGAACUUGCUAUCGCUUAUAUUUUGAAAGAUAUUCUUUAUGCCUUAGAUUACAUUCAUAAAAAAGGUUACAUACACAGGGCUGUACGAGCAAGUCACAUAUUAAUAAAUGAAAAUGGACAGGCAGUUCUUUCUGGAUUGAGGUAUGCAUGUAGGGUAGUAAAGAAUGGCAGAUGGCAAAGAAAUGUCCACUCAUUUCCUCCAACUACUGCGCGUAAUUUAAACUGGCUCAGCCCUGAGCUCUUGGAGCAGAAUUUGCAAGGCUACAAUGAAAAGUCUGAUAUGUACAGUUUAGGGGUCACUGCUUGUGAGCUUGCCAAUGGUAUGGCUCCAUUUCAGGACCAUCCACCUACUCUAAUGCUGACUGAGAAAGUUAGGGGUUUUGCACCAGUGUUAUUAGAUUGCACAACAUGUCCCCAGUAUGCUGAUACAGGUCAACAGAACCCCAAUACUGCUUUUACUCAAGCUGAUUCUGGAGUUGGGGAUAGUGUUGAAUCAAAUGGCAAUAGCCUAGAAGGUGGAACCCUUGCAACAAGACGUCUCACAGACCACUUUCACCGCUUUUCGGAAUUGUGUUUGCAAAGGGACCCUGAAAAUAGACCCACUGCUGGACAACUUAUUCUUCAUUCAUUCUUUAAGCUACCGAGACGAAUGAAUGCACCUCCUUUGCCACAGCUGCUGCAUCCAGUCAUUCCUCUCACUAAAGAGGUGAUAGAUUGUCAGAACAACCAAGAUUAUUAUGCUGUGGCAGAUCGUCUCAGUGACUUAGAAAUAAAUUCUUGUGAGUGGGACUUUUAAGAGAAUACCCAGAAAUUUAGUUUGAAGGAGAACAGUGUCAGAGUCUUAGGUAUUGUACAAUACUCACAAUAUUCACCUUGUUAUGACUGUGUGCGAGAGAUAUGAGAGAAUGACGUGUAUUGUGAUUUAAUUAACAGACUAAAUUACUUAUUGGCUUGGUUGUUCAUUCAUUGAUUAUUUUCACCCGUGUAUUGUUUGUGACUGACAGUGUGCUAGCAAUGGGCAAAUAUUCUUUGUCCUCAUUGUUCUUUUGAUUUUAUUACCUUAAGUACAAAAGAGUGAGUUUAGCCAUAUCAUUGGUUAAUCAGAAGGACACUAAUCGAGACUGAAUAGUAUAACAAAUGGGGAGAGUAUUUAAUUUUAUUUUAAUGAGCAUUUCUUGAAUUUUCUGUUUUUCAUUUCUUGUUAUCGUUGGAAUGAGGUGAGCCCUUCUGAUGUUUUCAGCGUUACCAUGUUGGAUCAAUGACUUUCAAAUGUAUUGUCCAAUCUGAAACUAAGUAUUGAUUGAUGUAUAUCACGCAUUUCUUUCAAAAGCUUCACUGUAAAUUAGAGGAGUCAUAUUUUUCCUAUGCAUUUUGUAGAUUUACGGUAAAUUACAAGUAUUCAAUUUUGUUACCUUGA
Molecule: messenger RNA, 2085 nt
Organism: Frankliniella occidentalis (western flower thrips)
Lineage: Eukaryota; Metazoa; Arthropoda; Insecta; Thysanoptera; Thripidae
Product: STE20-related kinase adapter protein alpha
Exons: 7
Coding region: 286-1464 (392 amino acids)
Biological process (GO): protein phosphorylation
Molecular function (GO): ATP binding; protein serine/threonine kinase activator activity; protein kinase activity
Source: RefSeq, a predicted model, not a curated record